AGCUUUAGCUAUCGCAUCGAGUAGUACUGUUACGAUAGCCAACGACCGCAGCGAAUUCUACAAAAUUUUUUUAAAUCUGUUAUGUCACGCGCGAGACACGGGUAUCGUAGAAUAUGAAAUAAGAACUGGUUGUGCAACGAUUCACGUUGAAUAAUUCGACCAUUUUGUUCUUUACCGUUCGCGAGGCGAGACAGAAAGUACAUAGCACGAAGCACGAGGGUUUUGACACGAUGCGAAUUGUAUGCUGCAUUAAUAAGGGCAAAGGUGUUUCAUAAGAAUUAGCCUAUCGACCUUGAGGUUCUCUAGUUCUAUCGUUCCGUGUUCGGUUCGUGGCCAACCCUGUGUCGAAUUAAUCUUGAAUCAGAAUCAGAGGUCUUGUCGUCGAGACCAAAGAGACUGAACGAGAGUUACGAGCAAAACUAUAUACGAUCGAUUGAAAAUUGAAACGAUUGCACGCUCGAAGGUUGCUCAAACGAUUUACGGUUUACGGCUUACGAUGAUUCCGUCUGCCGUCCGAAGUAUCGUCCGUCGUUCGUUCUCCACGUCAAAAUGGAGUGGUGCGCAGCAGAUGACCGUACGAGAUGCUUUGAAUUCAGCCCUGGAUGAGGAAAUGGAGAGAGACGAGAAAGUAUUUUUACUCGGAGAAGAAGUAGCUUUAUAUGAUGGUGCUUACAAAGUGUCUAGAGGUUUAUGGAAGAAGUAUGGAGAUAAGCGCGUCGUAGAUACCCCCAUUACCGAAGCAGGAUUCGCUGGGAUCGCUGUUGGUGCUGCCAUGGCUGGUCUACGCCCUGUCUGCGAGUUCAUGACAUUCAACUUCUCGAUGCAAGCAAUCGAUCAGAUCAUUAAUUCUGCUGCAAAAACGUUCUACAUGUCUGCUGGCAGAGUAAACGUUCCUGUUGUCUUUCGUGGUCCUAACGGGGCAGCCGCGGGUGUGGGUGCGCAACAUUCACAAUGCUUCGGCGCCUGGUACAGUCAUUGUCCUGGCUUAAAAGUGGUAUCGCCUUACACCAGCGAGGAUGCAAAAGGUUUACUAAAGGCUGCUAUUCGAGAUCCCGAUCCUGUCGUCGUACUAGAAAAUGAAAUCUUGUAUGGGAUACAGUAUCCCAUGUCGGACGAAGCUCUGUCGAAAGAAUUUGUUCUGCCUAUUGGUAAAGCAAAAAUUGAACGAGUUGGAAAACAUGUUACCAUGGUGGCACAUUCCAAAGCGGUCGAGCAAGCGCUCGAAGCAGCGAAUGAACUUGCAGGAAAGGGUAUAGAGGCUGAAGUAAUAAAUCUUCGAUCUUUGAGACCGCUGGAUAUAGACACGAUCGUGCAGUCGGUAACAAAGACAAAUCACAUUUUGACCGUGGAACAAGGUUGGCCGCAGUGUGGUAUCGGUGCGGAAAUCAGCGCAAGAAUUUCCGAAAGCGAAGCGUUCUACCACCUCGAUGCCCCUGUAAUUCGUGUUACGGGUGUCGAUACACCCAUGCCUUAUACAAAAAGCUUGGAAAUCGCUGCACUGCCACAAAUGAGCGACAUAGUGUUUGCUGUGAACAAAAUACUUGGCGUAUCAGAGUAACUAUUUCUAGAAAUUUAUAGGUAAAAUUCAAAUUUCCCUUCAAGUUGACCGAUCCUGCCAAUUUCUUACUCACCAUCUUCAACCCGUUCCUUGAUUUAGCGUCCUCUAGAUUCCUUGCUAGGUAAAGAGAGCAUGUAGCGGAGAGUAAGUACAAAGUUAAAUAAUAAUAAGAAGAAAAAUUAUAGAAAUUUAUGUUUAAGCAACUCCGGAACUUUCGCGCAUAUAGAAAGUGAAACGUUUAUUUGUUAAUUGGUUUCUAGUACAUGCAAACAUACUUGUGAAUACCGUUAACGUACAUAUACAUAGUAUAUACUAUAUACUCUACACUAUAUACUAUAUGCAUACAUGUAUAUGAUGUGAUAUACGUAUGAACAGUAAUACCUACGAUGGAAUAUUUAAAUUAUAAUGUAGAUCCAAAUAACAAAUCAACAUUACGCGUCGCGGAACGUACGCAAUGGACGUUGAUAACAUGAAAGAAUUGUAAAUUAUUGGCGUGUAUGAAAUGAGCGUGUAAACGCUGCAUUUGUUUAUCGAUUAUUUAUUACUGAAACGUAAUAAAUUGCAAUGUACAUAAAA
Molecule: messenger RNA, 2134 nt
Organism: Megalopta genalis
Lineage: Eukaryota; Metazoa; Arthropoda; Insecta; Hymenoptera; Halictidae
Gene: Pdhb
Product: Pyruvate dehydrogenase E1 beta subunit
Biological process (GO): pyruvate decarboxylation to acetyl-CoA
Cellular component (GO): pyruvate dehydrogenase complex
Molecular function (GO): pyruvate dehydrogenase (acetyl-transferring) activity
Source: RefSeq, a predicted model, not a curated record